Telopea speciosissima is the source of this 1673-nucleotide messenger RNA. Its product is annotated as MLO-like protein 3. The transcript is spliced from 15 exons. NCBI's taxonomy places the organism in Eukaryota, Viridiplantae, Streptophyta, Magnoliopsida, Proteales, Proteaceae. The coding region runs from base 20 to 1597 and encodes 525 amino acids. The record is from RefSeq and is a predicted model, not a curated record. Gene Ontology annotation, biological process: defense response. Gene Ontology annotation, cellular component: membrane.
AAGAAUUGAAGAAGAAAUAAUGGCAUCAGAAGCAUCAUCAUCCUCUGCUAUACGCAAUCUCCAAGAUACACCUACUUGGGCUGUGGCUUCUGUUUGCUUCUGCCUCAUUCUCCUCUCCAUUGGCCUUGAAAACUCCAUUCAUCUCAUUUCCAAUUUGCUCAAGAAGUAUAAGAAGAAAGCACUGGUAGAGGUUGUGGAGAAGCUCAAAUCAGAGCUGAUGCUGUUAGGUUUCAUUUCGCUUAUAUUAGCAGCAUUGCAAAAACCCAUCUCCAGUAUCUGUAUACCAAGUAAAAUUGCAGAUUCCAUGCUUCCAUGCCACAACAAAGCAACCAUCCAGGGACAGAAAUUCAGGGUGACCCAACAUUUAAAGAAGAAUGGAAAUCCCUUCCACUUUGGUUUUGCCUAUCAAGAUGGUCAUCCACAUAGACUAUUAGCCUCUGAAACUGGCAGCACUUGCGAAAACGGCAAGGUUCCUCUGGUGUCCAUAGAAGGGAUACACCAAUUGCAUAUCUUCAUCUUUGUGUUAGCAUUGACGCAUCUUGUUUCGAGUCUUCUCACCAUGGCCCUGGGAAGGGCAAAGAUGAGGCGUUGGAAAGCUUGGGAAGAAGAAACUCACUCGGCUUCCUACCAAGCGGCCAAUAAUCCUGAACGCUUGAGAUUUACAAGGGAAACAACAUUCGCGAGACGGCAUUUGGGUACUUGGACAAAAUCAACUCUACUUGUAUGGAUUAAAUGUUUCUUCCGCCAAUUCUUCCGCUCUGUAGCAAAAGUUGAUUAUCUCACACUGCGUCAUGGCUUCAUCAAAGCACAUAUGCCAUCCAACGCCAAUUUCAAUUUCCGAAAAUACAUACAGAGGUCCUUGGAUGAUGAUUUCAAAGUAGUAGUGGGAAUCAGCCCCACUCUGUGGUUGGUCGCCGUUAUCCUCCUGCUAGCUGAUGUUGAUGGAUUACAUUUAUAUCUUUGGAUAGGCUUUGUUCCAUUGAUAAUGAUACUAGUUCUUGGAACCAAGCUUGAAGUCAUUUUGGCAAGAAUGGCUCUGCAACUCAAAGACCAGACUGCUGUGAUCAUAGGAGCCCCACUGGUGCACCCUGAUGAUAAACUUUUCUGGUUCAGUAAACCUAAAUUUGUUUUGAGUCUUCUACACUUCACAAUGUUCAUGAAUGCUUUUGAGCUUGCUUUCUCUCUCUGGGCAACGUGGCAAUUUGGGCUCAAAACUUGUUUCAAUGAGAACAUAGAGGUCGUAAUCGGAAGGGUGCUAUCAGCGUUGAUUGUGCAUAUCAUUUGCAGCUACAUUACACUUCCAAUCUAUGCCCUUGUGACACAGAUGGGUUCCCAAUACAAGAGUGCAAUACUAGAAGAACAAACGAUAUCUUCAUUACAGCAAUGGUAUGGAAGAGUGAAGAAGAAACAAAAACAACCAUCAACACAUCAACCACUUCAUACUGAAAUUUCCUCUCCACCAACCACACUACCCACAAGGGCACUUGCAGAAACUAUUUCUCCCCCUGGGAUUGAAAUCAGUGAAGUCAAAGAGGAACCAGGUGAGGCCAAUGUUCCUUCUAGAGCAGUGGUGGUAGAAUUAUCAGGUUUGAAGUGAGUCAUGAGACGCUCUUCACAAUUCAGGAAGUACUGAAUUCAUAAAACCCAAUGGAUAGCCAUAGUUUUCAUACAAC